Hyaloscypha bicolor E is the source of this 1239-nucleotide messenger RNA. Its product is annotated as branched-chain-amino-acid aminotransferase. Lineage: Eukaryota; Fungi; Ascomycota; Leotiomycetes; Helotiales; Hyaloscyphaceae. Gene Ontology annotation, molecular function: branched-chain-amino-acid:2-oxoglutarate transaminase activity. Gene Ontology annotation, biological process: L-valine biosynthetic process; L-leucine biosynthetic process. The transcript is spliced from 2 exons. The coding region runs from base 1 to 1239 and encodes 412 amino acids. The record is from RefSeq and is a predicted model, not a curated record. Gene Ontology annotation, cellular component: mitochondrion.
AUGCUUCGUCAAUUGCGCCCGCAGAGUGUGCUUUUCAAGCAGUCGCCUUCGAGGCUGAUACUUGCAGCAUGGGAGGGCUCGAGAUCCUACAGUAUCCAGGCCAAAGCUGCGUCCACGGCGAAGCUCCAGGAUAUCGACCUGAGCAAGCUGUCUAUCACAAAGACCACUACACCAAAAGAACUCGUUCCUUCAAAUGAAUUGGUCUUUGGCAGAACGUUCACAGAUCAUAUGCUCAGUCUCGAAUGGACCGCCUCAGAUGGCUGGCUUCCCGCACGAAUCACUCCCUACCAAAAUCUCUCCCUCGAUCCCGCAAGCUGCGUAUUCCACUACGCAUUUGAAUGCUUCGAAGGCAUGAAAGCCUACAAAGACAGCAAAGGACAAGUCAGACUUUUUAGACCAAUGAAGAACAUGGAAAGAAUGAACAGCUCAUCUGCACGAAUUGCACUGCCUACAUUUGACGGAGCCGCUAUGAUCCAACUGAUCGCCAAGUUUGCCGCUAUGGAGGAGCGAUUCAUUCCUUCUACCAGAGGAUAUUCGUUAUAUCUGCGGCCGACAAUGAUUGGCACGCAAAGAACGCUGGGUGUUGGUCCUCCUGGCUCUGCAUUGUUGUUUGUUAUUGCUUCGCCAGUUGGUCCGUACUAUCCAACGGGCUUCAAGGCUGUAUCACUGGAAGCCACAGAUUACGCUGUUCGAGCUUGGCCUGGAGGAGUAGGUGACAAGAAGCUUGGAGCAAAUUAUGCUCCUUGCAUUGCCCCCCAACUGGAAGCUGCCAAAAGAGGAUUUCACCAGAACUUGUGGCUGUUUGGUGACGAGGAGUUUGUUACGGAGGUUGGAACCAUGAACAUGUUCGUGGCUAUCAAGAACAAGGAAACUGGACAGAAUGAGCUCAUUACCGCGCCUCUUGACGGUACGAUCCUUGCGGGCGUAACUAGAGAUUCAGUGCUAUCACUAGCACGGGAGAAACUGGCACCAGAAGGAUGGAUCAUCUCAGAGCGAAAGUACACUAUGCAAGAGCUCUCGGAUGCGGCGAAGGAAGGGAGACUGAUUGAGGCAUUUGGUACUGGGACUGCCGCGGUUGUGAGUCCAGUACGGAAUAUCAGCUGGAGGGGUAACCCGGUAGAGUGUGGGUUGAGACCUGAUCAGGAGGCUGGGGAGAUUGCACAAAAGAUGAAGGACUGGAUUGAGGCGAGGCAGUAUGGUGAUGAGGAGCAUGAAUGGAGUUACGUUGUUCCUCAAUAG